Molecule: messenger RNA, 1969 nt
Organism: Moneuplotes crassus
Lineage: Eukaryota; Ciliophora; Spirotrichea; Euplotida; Euplotidae
Source: the annotation of a GenBank genome assembly
GUUGAAUUAGUAAUGAAUAAUAAAUACUUAUUCUCAAAUUUUUCAAUCGUGGAAUCCAAGACGGAAGAAGAAAUUAAAUCGACCCAGAGUUCUAAUAAUAACCAGAUAACUCUGAAGGCAAAAAGUAUUGCAACUUUUGACAGUGCCCAUUCGGGGAAAACCAUAGUUCGAGGGACUGCCAAGACUAAAAAGAAAGUAAUAAAGCUGAAGAAAAAUAAAUACAAAUUGGAAGAUAAACAGCUACAAAUGGAAAUAAGUUCAAAAUCUUAUAUUCAUCUGAAAAAGCAUGCUAAAAACAAGGACUCAACUAAGGAUACUCUGAAAUUGCCAGGAGGGUCCUCUUUUGGAGGUGAAGGACUUAAGGGGGAAAAGUCUUUUGCCAAACUGCUCGAGCUUAGCAUUCAUAAUAACCUACUCCGACACCAAAAUUGGAUGUACAAAGAGUGAAUGGAGCGGGUGGCAAAGAGUAAUCGGUUCUACGAGCAAAUUGUAUAUGGCGAUAUGAAGGAGAAGCUUAAAAAGCUUUAUUCUCUGGAACAGUCUCAACAUAAAAUGAAGAGGUUAUUUUCGUAUUAUGGUAAAAGACCUCCAGUAAGACCAAGCUAUUGAAAUCUGAAGCAGCAGAAAUUGAUGACAGAUUACGUAAAGAGACAAAGGAUUAUGUUUAAAAUGAAAUCAAAAUCUAGAUCAUUUAAGUCGUCAUCCCAUCAAUCGACGUCCAGCAUGGGAAGUAAGACUUCACCAGGUGUUGAUAACAUGCUAUUCACAAGCUCUUUUUACAAAAAUUUGGAUAAUGAGGACAACGAUCUCACAGGAUCCAUCCAGAAGGAUUACAGAUCGAGUCACUGCUCUAUCUCUCGAAGAUCAAUCCAGUCAUCUUUCUCUAAAACACUCAAAAAGAAGAAGAGCUACAAAUUAGACGAUUUGUUGCAAAACGAGAGCUUGAUAUCUCGGAAAAAUGAAAACAAAGUUGUGAAAUCUAAGGUCAGAAUCUCAAGGGAUAUUACCAGUGGGACUCCAGACUUUAAUAAGACAGAGUUUGACAAGAUCAAGGAUAUGAAGGAGAUGAUUAAGAAGCAUACCAAGAGUAAGAGGAAUAAAAAGCUCGUAGUUCCAAGUGAAAAGGAUAUGACUCUUUCUCAGAGGAGGAGGUCUAGUAUGACUAUACAGGACAUUAUUAACAAAGCAAGAGAAAAUUCAUCCUUUAACCGGACCAUGACUGGCAACCUUCAGCAGACUACACUCAAAGCUAAACCUCUGAAGAAGAGAACUAAACUCGUUCUUCAAGGACAAAGUUCAAAUUAUUCAGUCACUAGGAGCCAUAGUAAUAUUCCAACUGUAUUUCAUGGCCAAGGAGUGGAUAAUAGCCAUACAAAUUCAAUGAUGAGCCUAGGUAUUCCUAUGAACUCAAAUCCAAGUAAAAUAGGAGACAGUGCGAGAGUACUAAUGUCAGCGAACAAUAGCGGAAGAGGUGAUUCUAAAAGCAAACCCCAACUAUCAGCAUUACCUCCAAAGACUCCAGUAAACGUAGUUGGGAAGCAUCAGAGGCAUAAGACCUCAUUUACUUCCAACAACUCAAGUUUUAACUACAAAACUGAGCAUCAGAGGGAUUUAGAGGAAUCUAAGGCUCUUCCAAAGUCUAGUUUCCGAAGGAAGACUUCCUUCGUAGACAUUUUCAAUCAAAGACUAAAGAAGUUCAAGCAUGGAAGAAACAACAGUGUCUCACAAGGAGACCAUACUCUUGGCAAAGAUUUAUCUGAGACUCUUCCAAAACUUAAGAUGAACCCCUCAAGUCUUGCAAAUUUAAAUACCCUCAAACUCCUAAAAAGGAAAAAGAAAGAUCCAUAAAGUAGAUGCUGUAGAAACUGGAGUUCAAGAGCCCCAUACUUUCUUGGGAUGAGUACUCUUAAAACUAUCUGAAUUAUUCUCCUAAUUUAAUAUAUUUUGGUAAUAACUAAACUGACUUCCC